ACAGAAAUGCCAGCACUGGUGACAUAUGGAGAAGAAAAGACAUGUUGCGCCUGUGAAAAGCCAAGGAAAUCGACUGGGACUCAAUUAAAACGCGAGCCGAAGCACUCCGUGGCGCCUGUGGAACGAUGGGGGAGCCGAAAGCCAGCGUGGAGCCCGACGAGGAGCAGCCGUUCAACUGUGUGGACGAGGCCAAUGCCAUCAUUAACGACGUGAAGGCGCAUGUUGCCGAAAUCUGCAUCUCCUCGAAGCUGGCCAGCGAUGCCACGCAGAUCUUCCUCAACAUUCGCACCAUCGAGAGUGCCACCUGCUGCGUGCAGGUGACCAGUCGUGGCUUCAAGAUUGUCUCUUCCCAGUACGAUACCAUAGACGAGGACAAGCGGAUCUCGGCUCUGCUCCGCAAUGGAGGAGGGAGCAACAGUGGCGACGAGGAGGAGGAGGAUGAGGAAAUCUUUGAAACACCCUAUGCACUGCUAGACAAGAUCAGUCCUCGCUACGUGGAGUCCUUUGGCAACCAGCUGUGCCAACAACUCAGACAGCUGCAGCAGAUGCGCACCGAGUUCCAUGAGGAGGACGAGGAAGAGGAGGAGGAGGAGGAGUGACUCCAGCUCCAGAUCCCGCCCGAGGCUGUAUACUCUUUAGACGGAAGAUUUUAAUGUUAGUUUAAUUGAAUGUUUCUCGUAACUCUGGAUCAUUCUCUGGAGCUUGAGCUCCGCCUUCCUACUUAUUUAUGUGUGUGUGUGUCGUGUGUGUGUUUGCCGCAAAAGUAUUCCCGCAUGAGAAGGUCAUGCAGUCGCCUCAUCCCACGCCACACCCUGUCCUGUCCUCUCCUCUCGUUGCUUAGCAAACGGAUACCGCUCUAGACCUUAAGACGUUUCAAAAAUAAAGAUUGUGAUUGCAACUCCA
Drosophila kikkawai is the source of this 903-nucleotide messenger RNA. RefSeq names its product GSK3-beta interaction protein. Gene Ontology annotation, biological process: regulation of canonical Wnt signaling pathway. Gene Ontology annotation, cellular component: cytoplasm. The record is from RefSeq and is a predicted model, not a curated record. Gene Ontology annotation, molecular function: kinase regulator activity; protein kinase A binding. Lineage: Eukaryota; Metazoa; Arthropoda; Insecta; Diptera; Drosophilidae.